AUGUGCAGCCCCGUGGAGCGGCGCCUGGCCGGGCUGCGGGAGGGGGCGGCGGCGGUGCGGGGCGAGGGGGCGGCCGGCGACCCGGGGCUGGAGGCGCUGCUCGACCUGCUGCUCUGCGUCCACCAGGAGUGCAGCGGCGCCCCCCUGCGGCGGGAGCGGAACGUGCAGCAGUUCCUGGCCUGGGCCUCCCCUUUAGUCACCAGGGCGAAGCACCUGAAUCUGCGACGAGAUGACUUUGAGAUCUUGAAAGUGAUCGGAAGAGGGGCUUUCGGAGAGGUGGCCGUAGUGCGAAUGAAGGAGACAGACAAGGUUUUUGCCAUGAAGAUUCUGCACAAAUGGGAAAUGCUGAAGAGAGCUGAGACUGCUUGCUUCCAGGAAGAGCGUGACGUGCUGGUGCAUGGAAACAGGCAAUGGAUCACCACCCUGCAUUAUGCCUUCCAGGAUGAUCACUACUUGUACCUCGUGAUGGAUUACUAUGCAGGAGGCGACCUGCUCACCCUCCUAAGCAAGUUUGAGGACCGUCUGCCCGAGGACAUGGCCUGUUUCUACCUGGCCGAGAUGGUCUUGGCCAUCCACUCCAUCCACCAGCUCGGAUAUGUCCACAGGGAUAUCAAGCCAGACAACGUCCUCAUUGACACAAACGGACACAUCCGUCUGGCCGACUUUGGCUCCUGCCUGCGGCUGCGUCCAGACGGCACGGUGGUGUCUCCAGUGGCAGUAGGAACUCCUGAUUACAUUUCCCCUGAGAUUCUGCAGGCCAUGGAGGAUAGGAAGGGGAAAUACGGCCCAGAAUGUGACUGGUGGUCCUUGGGGGUCUGUAUGUAUGAGCUGCUUUUCGGGGAGACCCCCUUCUAUGCAGAGUCCCUGGUGGAGACUUAUGGCAAGAUCAUGAACCACGAGGACCACCUGCAGUUCCCCACUGACAUCACCGACGUCUCAGAGAGUGCGAAGGACCUCAUCCGGGGGCUACUGUGUCGCCAGGAGUUGCGCCUUGGCCAGAAGGGCAUCGAAGACUUCAAGAGACAUCCUUUCUUCGAGGGCAUCGACUGGGACAACCUCCGCAAGAGCACGCCACCCUACGUGCCCGAGGUGGCCAGCCCUGCUGACACCUCCAAUUUUGACGUGGAUGACGACACGCUCAAGGAGUCGGAGACGUUGCCACCAGUAUCUCAUGCUGCGUUUUCUGGCCACCACCUUCCGUUCGUUGGAUUCACCUUCACUUCUGGGGGCCCCCUCUUGGAGAGGCAUCCGGCCUCGCCCUCCAGCAGCUCCAGCUCCAUGCGGCUCGAGAAAAGGAUCCGGACCCUGGAACGUGAGAAGCUGGAUCUGGCUCGUAAGCUGCAAGAUUCUCUGACGAAAUUACCUUCCAAGGCACCAGCUAGGGACUCUGAGACCAGGAGUCUCCGGAACGAGGUGGAGAGUCUGCGGAAACAGUUGGCAGAGAACCGGUUGGAGACGGCAGAGGUCCAGAGGCAGCACCUGGACAGGGUGGCAUCUGGGCAGGUGAAGACUUUGGAAGACCAGCUGAAGAUACUGGAACAGGAGAAGAAUGAGGCCCUUCAGGUUCUGGCUGAGACUCAAGAGCAGGUACAAGCUCAGGCUUGGGAGCUGCGGGAAGAACAAUGCCGGCAGAAGGAGACGGCCCAGGAGCUGCACCGAGCGGAGGCCAAGUGCGGGGAGCUGCGAGCCCAGCUGCUACGGCACUCCCGGCAGCUGCGAGAGCGCCAGGAGGAGACAGAAGCCGCGGCCCGGCGGGUGGAGGGGCUGCGCAAAGAGCUGGCCCGCACUGAGAGCGGCCGCAAGGAGCUGGAGGCUCGGAUCGAGGGUCUAAUGAAUGAAGUAUCCAAGCAGCGGAGAGGGAAGGAGAGGGCUGAGCAGCAGCUGAGGAAGUUGAAGCAGGACUUGGAGGAGAUGAAGGUGAAACAAGGCAUGUCCCCUUUGCACGCUUCCGGCUCCAGGAGAGCCACAGAUGCUUUGUGUAACCCCAAAGAAGAGCUGCGCACUCUGCAAGAGGCGCUGCAGGCAAAGGAGAAGCAGCAGGAGGUGCUCCAGGGUGAGAUGGCUCUGCUCCAGGAACAGCUGGACAAAGCCAAGAUGGAGCGCUGGAAAAACCUGGACCCCAAAGACCAGAACAAAGAGUCCGCAGCCAGCGGCAGCCGGAGCACCUUACAAGUUUGGGACCAGGUGGACUCGCCCGGUGCUGCCGACCACAACCUGGAUCAGGACCCGUGUGCCCUGGAGUCUCGCAAGGAGGCCUUAGCCAACUGGGAGAUGCAAAUCGCUGAUAUCUUGCGGUGGGUGAACGACGAAAAGGAGUCAAGGGGCUACCUCCAGGCCAUGGCCACCCGCAUGAUGGAGGAAGUGGAGAACAUGAAGCAGGCUGGUUCGCAGAGCCCUGGGCCUAAAACGCCGGACAGCCUCUGGAAAGCUCGGCGCCUGCAGAAAGUGGAGGCCUCGGCCAAGCUGGAGCUGCAGUCGGCGCUGGAGGCCGAGAUCCGGGCCAAGCAAGGGGUCCAGGAGGAGCUCGACAAGUUGAAGGUGGCCCAUGUGGCGGCUGAACGCCAGUUGCAGGAAGCGGAGAAGCAGAACCAGGCGCUGCGUCUGGAGCUGGAGAAGCUGAAGGGGGAGCUGAAAGCCCGGUCACUGGAAGGUAUGAAGCACCAAGGCCCUCUGAUCCCCUUCCUCUCCUUCCGAAGCGCCAGCAAGGACGCCAUUGCUUUUGGGAACUCCACUGACACCCAAGAGCCCCAGAAGCCCCCGGAAGAGGAGCUGUUGCACCCCGAGGGAAGGAAAAGCCGACGGUCCAGUCUGCCUCCGGCCCAGAAGACGGCGGCCACCACAGACAACAGCAACUCCCUGAAGCCUAAAUCGCACAGCUUCAAAACACACAGCUUCUCCACACCCACCAAAUGUAUGCGCUGCACGUCACUGCUGGUUGGGCUGGUCCGGCAAGGCUUGGCUUGUGAGGCCUGCAACUUCGUUUGUCACGUCUCCUGUGCCGGGGGCGUCUCCAUCUGCCCUGCACCCCCUGAACAGCUCCAGAAAACCAUGGGGGUCAACCCAACAACUGGGACAGGGACUGCCUUUGAGGGGUUCCUGUCGGUGCCAAAACCUGCUGGGGUAAAGAAGGGUUGGCAGAGGGCUUUUGCUGUCAUCAGCGAUUUCAAGAUUUUCCUGUUUGAUGUGCCAGAGGGAAAGACUUGGCAGUGCGAUGUGGGCGUCAUGCACGUCACAGAUAUGAGGGACGAGAAUUUCUCGGUGGCUGCAGUUCUGGCCUCUGAUGUCAUCCACGCCAACAGCAAAGAUCUGCCCUGCAUAUUCCGGGUGACGGCCUCCCAGCUGAGCUUCCCCGCCACCACCAGCUCUGUGCUGUUCCUGGCUGACAGUGAAGCCGAAAUGAGGAAGUGGGUGCAGGUGCUGACAGAGCUGCACCACAUCCUGAAAGAGAACCGGCACCACGACCGAACAGUCUACAUCCUCAAGGAGGCCUACGAUAACGGUCUGCCCUUCAUCCCUCACGCACUCUCGGCAGCCAUCAUAGACCGGGAUCGAAUUGCCCUGGGUACAGAGGAUGGGCUGUUUUUGAUUCAUCUUCGAACAAAUGAUGUGCUGCAGAUUGGCGACUGUCGGCGAGUGCAGCUUCUCCUGGUCUCGCCGCAGGCCCAGCUGCUGUCCGUGCUGUGUGGCAAGAACCACAGCCUCCGCAUCUUCUCCUGGGCAGAGCUGGCAACCCCAGAGGCUCCGGGGACCAAAGUGGUGGAGGCCAAGAGCUGCCAGGCAGUGGUCACGGGGCUCAUCUGCUGCAGCACGACGCCCGUGCUCUGCGUGGCCUGCAAGCGCCAGGUCCUGUGUUUCCAGCUGACGGCCACCCGUCCCCCGCACCGGCGCAUCAAGGAGAUUCAGGCGCAGGGCUACGUGCAGUGUCUGGACGUGCUGGGGGAUCGCCUCUGCGUGGGCUACCCGUCCGGCUUCUCCCUUUACCCCCUGCUCAACGAGGGGCUGCCCGUGAACCUUCCCCACGCUGAGGACCCCCGGGCGUCUGCCGUGGCCCAGAUGGAGGCUCUCAAGGCCGUGGAGGUCAGCCUGAGCGAGCUGAUCCUCUGCUUCAGCGGAUUCGGCCUCUACGUGGACGGGCAGGGGCGAAGGAGCCGCCCCCAAGAGCUGAUGUGGCCUGCGCCCCCCCUCAACUGCUGUUACAAUGCUCCUUAUUUGUCAGUGUUCAGUGAGAAUGCCGUGGACGUGUUUGACGUUCGGAAAGCGGAGUGGAUUCAGACCGUGCCACUGAAAAAAGUACGCGCGCUGAACCCCGAGGGAUCCCUUUGCACUUUUGGUACUGAGAAAGUCCGCCUGACCUACCUCAGGAACAAGGCAUUAGACCAAGACGAGUUUGAAAUCCCCGAGAUGACAGACAACAGCCGGAGGCACCUGGCGAGAACUCGGAACAAACGCCGCUUCUCCUUCCGCAUCUCGGAGGAGGAGCGGCAGCACCAGAGGCGAGAGAUGAUGCGGGACCCGACCCUCCGCUCCAAGCUCAUAUCCAGCCCUAGCAACUUUAACCACCUUGUCCACGUGGGUCCGGGCGAGAAACAACAUAAGCUGCAGGACUUGUUCGUGGCUCAGGAAAAGAAGCGAGAGGCCCAAGCACGCCUGCGCUGCAGCAGCCUUUCUGAGACCCGGCGGCCAUCUUCUUCAGGCAGCGACAGCACCGGGACGGGAGACUCCUCCUUGGUAAAGUACAAGUUGGGCAGCUCCUUGUCAGAGGACUCCUUCACGUCGCCGCUGAGCUUUUCUUCUGGCAUUGACAUGUUGGUAAAGAUCUCCGACCGGACACUGAGCCUUCCUCCCCACAGCAGCUCCAGCCAGGAAAGCACCAACUCAUGACGGGACGG
Molecule: messenger RNA, 4889 nt
Organism: Euleptes europaea (tarantolino)
Lineage: Eukaryota; Metazoa; Chordata; Lepidosauria; Squamata; Sphaerodactylidae
Gene: CDC42BPG
Product: CDC42 binding protein kinase gamma
Exons: 37
Coding region: 1-4881 (1626 amino acids)
Biological process (GO): actomyosin structure organization; peptidyl-threonine phosphorylation
Cellular component (GO): cytoskeleton; cytoplasm; actomyosin
Molecular function (GO): ATP binding; protein serine/threonine kinase activity
Source: RefSeq, a predicted model, not a curated record